CCACCUUGCCUUGGCACCACUUCGUCCUCCUAGUGAUAAUCAUCGCUUUCGCCUCCUCUUAAUUCCAACAGCUAGUACUCGUGUUCUGGAAAACAAAAGUGGGGGAAGCAACAAGAAACAGACUUGGAGCGGCACACCAGUAAUACGGACCGGGGUGACCUGGGGCGUGGAGAUUUUUGGCCGCUACCUGCAUCGCCGUCCCAAUCAAGAUCAUUAUUUCUUUUCUCCUCCCUUGUCCCUGCCCAAAUCGCAGGGCUGCGUUCUUGCCAAUCGCCUCUGGCUUUGCCCCAAGAUUCGCCGCCCAGCGCCCUCGCGUGGGCGCUGAGGAGGAUUCGAGGCGGUCGCCGCUUGUCUCGUGAAUCCUCGCCGGCCGCUGCUCUCUUUAUUUCUUGCGGCGAUUCGGCCUGAUUUAGAGGAGAGAAUUGUUCGUCCUCAGCCCCGUUCUGCUCGGUUGGGAUUGGGACCGUUGAUUCCGGACAGUUCCGAAGAAAAAAUUAGGUCUUUCUUGCCGUUAGCUUGAGAUCAUCCGCAUCCGCUCGCCGCAAUUGGGCCUCUCAACCUGUCUCGUAAUCGUCCUGGAAGCCUCGUAGAAGAUUGAGAAAUUUAUCUGAUACGAGGUCUUCCCGUGUGCGCUCAAGAAAGGGUGCUGUGCCGUGAAGGCCUCGUCUUGGGCAUCCAUGGGGUUCCUCAGCCUUGUGGGCAACUCCUUUGGGUGCUCUGCUUCCGGUGAGCGGCUUGUCUCAGCUGCCCGCGACGGCGACCUGCAGGAGGCGCGUGCGCUCCUUGAGUACAACCCUCGUCUUGCCCGGUACUCCACAUUCGGCGGCCGCAACUCACCGCUGCACUAUGCUGCUGCACAAGGCCACCAUGAGAUUGUCUCUCUAUUGCUUGAAUCCGGAGUUGAGAUCAACCUUAGGAAUUACAGGGGCCAGACUGCUUUGAUGCAAGCAUGUCAAUAUGGCCACUGGGAGGUUGUUCAAACACUGAUACUCUUCAAUGCAAAUGUUCACAGGACAGAUUAUCUCAAUGGUGGAACUGCUCUCCAUUUUGCUGCACUGCAUGGUCAUGCCCGAUGCCUUCGUCUUGUGCUUGCAGAUUAUGUUCCAAGCAUACCGAAUUUCUGCACCCUCACAAAUCAUAGAUCAUCUGAAGAAGAUUCAGCUGCUGAUUUUGAUCAUGAGGCUUUGGUCAAGAUGGUAAAUCAGAAGGCGGAUGGAGGCUUAACCCCACUUCAUAUGGCUGCAUUAAAUGGGCAUGUAGAGUGCGUGCAAUUGUUACUGGACUUAGGAGCAUCUGUUUCCGAGGUCACUAUUGAGGAUGGAACGACUAUUGACUUAAUAGGAGCUGGUAGCACCCCACUUCACUAUGCUGCUUGUGGUGGAAAUGCUGUCUGUUGUCAACUCCUUAUUGCUCGAGGAGCUUGCAUUACUGCACAAAAUGCUAGUGGAUGGACCCCGUUAAUGGUUGCUCGUUCCUGGCAAAGAAAUUCAAUUGAAGAAAUUUUAAGUAAAGAACCAGAGAGCCGGAUACGCACCCUUCCAUCUCCUUAUCUCUGUCUUCCACUUAUGAGUAUCAUGAACAUUGCCAGGGAGUGUGGAUGGAGGUACCUAAACCAGUCACCUGUUUGUAUUGACCCCUGUGCUGUCUGUUUAGAAGGGAGCUGUUCUGUUGCUGCAGAAGGUUGUAAACAUGAAUUUUGCACAAGGUGUGCUUUAUACCUUUGUUCAACCAGCUACACAUCAGUGACCCCAGCAGGCGCAAUACCAUGUCCUCUCUGCCGACACCCAAUCAUCUCUUUCAUCACACUUCCUGGUACGAGCCCAAUAAGAGAGCUGCCGAGAAACAGCCUUUCAUUGUCAUUUUGCACGACAUGCCCAGCCGUGAACUCCGAUUCUUCUGCUUGGAUUGCUGCCCAUCUGUACCGGACAGAAUUCCAGUGCGGGCGCAUGCCACCGAUGGGCUCGUCCUCCUUCCGCUCCCUGAGCUGCCAGAGGAUACCUGCGAUGAAACUCAACCCGGCAUUUUGUAUGGGUGCCAUGGACACAAAUCCCUGCCUUAUAAGAUGCUCGAGGUUCGGAUCUAGCUUGCGACGCUCAGCUUCCCAGGGAGAGACUACGAGAAGAUCUUGGCCUAUAACCUUUAACCCAAUUGUUGCUACUGGCAGCUGAUAGAGUGGAUAGGCACUGCAUGUCCCCAGUUUUGUGCCCAUCUUGAGGUCUGUUUUUGUGUAUUCUUUGGUUGGUUUGGUCUGAUUUUUGCGUGCCGUUGUCAUAUGAACUCGCCGGUCCCAACUCCUUGUUGAUAUAUCAGGAGCAACAUGUGAUGUAAGUACUACCUUUUCGGUUUGUAAAUAACCUUGUGGCGUUGAAUAUUUCCUGGAAGCAAUGAAAUGCGGAGGCACCGAUUUUUCUUUGCAUCA
This is a messenger RNA of Setaria italica (foxtail millet), 2419 nucleotides long. Its product is annotated as probable E3 ubiquitin-protein ligase XBOS32. The record is from RefSeq and is a predicted model, not a curated record. NCBI's taxonomy places the organism in Eukaryota, Viridiplantae, Streptophyta, Magnoliopsida, Poales, Poaceae. Gene Ontology annotation, molecular function: protein binding. The transcript has 11 exons. Bases 678 to 2168 code for a protein of 496 amino acids.